AGUGUUCCGGUGCAGGACCGGCUCUCUAUUCGCAAGACUAAACUCGGACACUAAACAGGUAAGAGGUUCUCUGGACUGGACUGUCGGACCCAAACCAGGGAUUUCUGCCUGUGUUGAGUGGGGGAAUCCACUCGGCUCCGUUCGGUUCCGGUUCGGUUCGAUUCGGUUCGGGGUUCUGCUACUCUGUGGUGAAUCUGUGUGGUCAGUCUGUCUGGAUUGGACCGAGAUGGUAGGAGAGGCAAACCGGACCGGAACGUGCACGAGGGGGCCGUGAACGGACUGCGUGCCAGAGCGCACGCGACCGUAUGAAUGAGACAGAGAUGGAGAAACUACUGAAGCAGGUAGGAGCGCGCGCAUAUGUGUGUGCUUGUGUGAGUGUGAUACACUGUGUGUUUACGUCCCCCUACCCCCUCGGUUUGAGUGUGUGUGUUCCUCCGUUAUGAAACCCAAACGGUUGAGAGAUGAUUGAUUUAUUAGCGUGUGAAACCCUUUUGCAUAAUAGUUUGGAUACUGUGGAAUUUGUUGAUAAAACAGAUUUUGAUGGUUUGUAGAAUAUUUAAAGUCAAUAUUUAGACAAAAAUAGAGCAAAGACAUGUCAAUACCAAAUCAAUAUGAUAUCAACGUUUAAUGAUAAAAUUGAAUUAGUGGAUGAAAUAAUUGUUUUAUCUUCAAAAAAAAGAUGCUCAAUAGAAACACAUAUUUAUGUUUCUUAAAAGUAGUUUCAUGGUCAUGUUUCUCAUUGUGUCUCGUCAUCUUUUCUUCUACCAACACUCUGUAAAUAUUGUGAACCCAGGAGACCAGUUUCUGGACUUUAGAAAGUAAAAUGUUGUCCCUUUCUUGACUGAUAUCAUCGGAUUUCAGUUGCUCAACAGUUCAGCGUCUCCUUUGUCUUAUUUUUGUGUCAUGUUGCUCCAAAUAUUUUCAAUGGGUGACAUGUCAGGACUGCAGGCAGGUCAGUUUAGCAGCAGGACUCUUCUACUACAGAGCCAUGCUGUUAUAAUACCUGCAGAAUGCGGUUUGGCAUUGACUUGCUGAAAUAUGACAGUCUUACCUGGAAAAGUCCUUAUCUGGAUGGCAGCAUAUGUUACUCCUGAACCUGUAGGGGAGAGUGGGGUACGUUGAGCCACCCCCUGUUGCUUGGAAAUGGUAAAAGAAAUUGCUCAUGUGACCAAUUUUUUAUGAGAUGGGCAUCAAUUCAUGGAGUCUGUGAAGGUUAGAAGCACAUGGGUGAAGGGGUUAGACAUUUAUUUCCAAAAAAGAAACAUUUUUCACUUUUGAAAGUGAAUUUAGUGAAUAAGUUUAUUAGAAUUGUGUUUAAACCAAAAAAGAUCAUUUUAAAUUUGUUUUAUACAUCAAUUGUGGUAUCUAUGAGCUACAACAUGAGGUCAAAAACCUAGCAUAAAAGUCCACCAUUUUAGUUUAGAGGACUAAUAAAGUCAUCAUAGUAGUUCUGGGGUAAGAUGAGCCAGUGGUUCAACUGAGAAAGUAAAGGAGUCUGAUCAGAGGAUCAGAGUUUCAGUUCAGAUUGUUCAAAUGUUUUACUUUUUCUUUUCAAAAAUACAGCUGUGAAUGUUCUGAAUCACUUAAGGGCAUUCUCAUGUUAAAAUGACUUUUUACAAAACAACUUUUUAGCAGUUAUAUGCAAUAAUAAUAAAAAGAAUUAUUGUACCAGUUGAAUAGAGUAUAAUAGAUAAAAAUACACACAAGUGUGAAGAAGUGACUGUUAUUUAGGGAAAGAGAAGGUGAGGGAGGGCUGGGGUGGAGAGUGGGGGAGUAGUAGGGAUACGGCUCAACUUACCCCACUCCUAUGGUCAACUUACCCCAUACAUGGGGUAGGUUGACAAUAGGAGACCACUUUUUUGGCAUGCUAUAUUGUCAAGACAGUUAUGUUUACACUCAAUCUGUUGGUUUGCAGGGAUGAACAACAUCUUGAAAUAUAUGCAGAUACACUAAUUAGAGACAAAACUAUGAUUGCCUUGAUGUAGUGAUCCAAAAUAUGAAUAAUGGCUCAUCUUACCCCACUCCUCCCCUAUAUAUUGUUCAGCAUCAAUGGAGUCUUCACAGAUGUGUAAGCUACCCAUUCCAUGGAAACUAAAGAUCCCCAUACCAUCAGGAAUGCUGGCUUUGGACUGUGAGCUCAUGAAAAGCUGCGUGGUCCCUCUUCUCCUUAGAGCAGGGACUGUAGUGUCCAAGAUAACCUAAAAGAAAUUGUGAAAUGUCAAACCAAAACCACUGGCUCCAUUCUGGCAUAAAUCAUUCGAGAAAGGCGUCAGACUCUUACGAUCCCAUACUAUACUUACCCAGUAGCUAUUUCUCUUGACUUUACAUCAGGCCUUACCUAACGCAGGAGCACCCUGGAUCAUUUGCCUCAGAGCCUGCUCGUGUUUGUUGAAUGUGUUUUGAUGAAGUGGGAAAAAAGUCAAACAAGUUUAUAUCCUGAAGUUACUCUUGUUUUCAUCUCCAUGUCAGAUAGAGAGAGAGAGAGAGAGAGAGAGAGAGAGAGAGAGAGAGAGAGAGAGAGAGAGAGGUGCAUUAAAGCUGGAGGGUGCUGGAGUCUAACCAACAUACAUCAUUCUAAAUAUAGACACACACACACACACACACACACACACACACACACACACACACACACACACACACACAUCUGAGGUCUUUUUUCAUUCAGUUAUAAAGGACAGAAAAUGAAAUGAAAAGAAGAGAUAGGGAGGUGUGGAAUGACUGGCAGCACCUGAGGGGGCGAUCGACACACACUCAUCCAUCACUUCCUGUUUCUGUCUCGUCUUUUCAUCCCUCCAUCCUCCUUCUCCUCCUCCUCCUCCUCCUCCUCCUCAUCUCAUCACCCUGCAGACAGACACAGAAAGAGACAGAAAGAGAGAGAGAGGGGGUGUCUGGGUAAUGAAGUCCUUAUUUAGGGGGCUGCUGACAUUACAGUUCAAAGAGUUCAACUGACCAACAGGUUUACAGUUUCCAUGAAGUCUACACUGUUACCAUAGUCACAACCAUUAUUUUUAGGACGACAUCCAGGAAAUUUGUGUGAAACUAAAAACAAACAAGUGACUCAAACGAAACACAAAACCUGACAACCAUUUCUAACUGCUUGGCAGAAAUCCAACAAACAAACCACUGAGUGACAUCCAAAUAAACAUGUAGAAACCUCAAGGUAACAACUAAGCACCUAUCAUGCAACCACAAAAACGCGUAUCAGUUAUUCAACUGUCAUUUAGCAAUAAUUAAUACAGCAACACACAAGAAAUGACGUACAAGCUGUGGACUUAUUGCCUACCAACCAUGAAAACUGCAACCAACAACUAACAAACAAUGACUGAGCAACCACAAAGCAACUAUUAAGGAACUUUAAGGCCACCUGCACACAGAAGAAUCUCUGACUGGCAACUUCGUGAUCUCUUACUGACCCCAAAGAAAACUAUUAGGGUUUUCUUAGCAACCACAAAUAAAUGCUUAGGCAACCAAAUGGCAACGGCUUACAAACCCGCCAUCGACUUCCAAACAGCUACUGAGGAACAUCUGAGCAACAACUUACAGACCUUUUGAGCACUGACCAAUCUCUUGCCAACUACUCAGCAACCAAAUCGAAAUUUGCUGAGUUCUGAGGACAAGCUCAGAAAAAAACUCUUAAGUUGUGACUAAUGCUGUGUUCCAGUUUCCUCAGAUGUUGAAGCUGGAAAUUAAGUCCUCUGAACUGACGACAGCCCAGUAAAUAAGUCGGGAAACAAGAUGUUGUAACCAUGGUUGUAAUAGCAGCUGUUGUUAGCCGUUGUUGCCUGCACCAGUUGAAAACAAUGCAAAAUGUGGAAUUUUCGAGGUAUUCCCCGACUUUGUGAGAACAUGUACUCGACAUAAUUUGCACUACACAUUACUCUGCUUCAUGUCCGACCUCAAAAAAACCAAAUUACCUCCACACCACCGACGUUUUCAUGCUAUGGUUGUCGACGAUGUCGUCAUCUGUCGAGCCUUCAUGGUCAUUUCUGCCGGGUGUAGCGCUCAUUUUCAUUUUUUUCUCACCAACAGUGCUGUCGGCUUCACCUGUUAAAGUGCUAUGGUUGGGUGUAGCUGCUGUCUGCUACGACGCAGUUGUUUGCUACUUGGUUCUAAUUCCGCACGAUUGGUUAACUGUGAAGCAGACCUGGAGCAACUCCCCUUUUCAUUGGCUAUUCGUAUAGUCUACCAAAACAUGGCAGAAUGCCGACUAUUGAAAAUCAUAAUUACAAUGUUUUAUAUUGAUAUUGAGGGAAAUUAAUUUUAUAUAUAUAUUGUUAUCAUUUUAUCGCCCAGCCCUACUCAGGUGUGACGUCAUUUUCAGCUUGGACUUCAGACUGCCGGGGUAACUUGAACGCAGCAUAAAACACAGCAUAAGCAACCUCAGAUCAGUCAAUGAGGAGCCACUGAACAAUUCCAAAGCAAGCAACUGAGCAACAACGUUUUAUUAAUUAGAAAGUUUUUGCUCUGUUACCUAGCAACACAAAGCAAAUACGAGCAAAUAACUGAAUGACACCUAUGCUUUCACUUUACCAACCGUAACACAAACUGUAUGGAAACAUCAAUACACAACUAAGUGCCCAUUUUGCAAAAACUAUUACACCAACCCAAACAGCAGAAUAUCACAAAGCAAUCACCCAAAGGCAAAAUUAUGUUUUCAAUCAUGUGGCAACUAAUUGAUGACAACUUUCUAAUUAAUUACUGAGCACAUGGCAACCUUAAAGUGAUCACUCAGUAAUCUUCGAGCAACAGCUAACUGACCCACCACUCGACUAGAAGACAGGCAACAGCGUUUGUUUUAUGGACAGUGGGUACGUGGGUUGGUUGAGCCGUCCCUUCAAAAAAGUGAAAGUCUCCUGCUGUUUGUCAACAGUUAGAGGAAAAUGUUUGAGGGGUGGAGGGCUGAAUUUAUUCUUCACAACAGCUCCUCACUCACACACAGAAACAUCACACUUCUCAUGUUUUCUAAGAUCUGAAACCACGAAAAUGUGUUGUUUGUGUCUGAUACAGCGAUGAUUCAGCUCAACACCAACUGGUACUACCACACGCACACACACAGGCACAAAUACACUGAUACACUAACACACACAACUACCAGUAAGAGUGCUGAUUGAUGCUUUGAGGGGUUUAAAAAAAAAAUACAAACUAAGAAAUUAAUCUGUUUUUCUAUACUGUGGUCUGUGGGGAAAAGAAAACCCAAAUGUUAGAAUAUUCAACAAUAAAUAGUGAAAGGGGGUCAGGGUGCUGAGGUAUACUCUAUUUUUGAAUCUGACACACCGAAAAAAACACACAAAAAAAAACAGCAAACAUAAGCUGAAAAAGGGGGUUACAUAACAACUGAACAGAUCGGCUUUUGCACGAAUCAAAAUAGUCGAGAAAGCAAACUUUUAAAAGUCUAUAUUUGUCUUCAGUUUUGAUGGAUGGAUCAGAAAGUCACAGAUAGAGAUAGAUAGAACAAAAUCUUGAUAUAAUAAAUGUUCUGAAUCAGUUAAAAUCUGUAGUUUUUUUACUUUUCAUAUCACAUGUCAUCUAAACAAAACCAUAUCUCAUAUCAUUUUUUUCUUAUUGUAUUAUAUUGUAAUGUAUCAAAUCACUCAUAUUAUAUCCAACAAUUAUAUAUAAUUUUCACUGUAAAUAUCAUGUUGUUAUACCAUAGUGUAUAAUUGUAAUGUUUGUAUCACAUGAUGAUAUUGCACAGCCGCAUCUCAAUAUACUUUACCAAACUUAGUCACACUAUGCAAUACACUGUGAAUUAAACUUUAAUUCUAUGCAGCUCAAAAUGAUACAACACACUUUUGUUAUCUCCAUAUAUAGGAAAAUUUGCUGCACAUAUUCAGUGGCUUUCACACGUACAAAUGUAAAAAUGGGUUACAGCUCGUCUCAUGAAGAACAGAUGUCAUAAUGUGCGCGCGUCUGUGUGUAUUUUUGUGCGUGUAUUGUGAUCACACAGCUUUGACUUUGCAUCAGUUACUGUUUAUGACCAUAUGAUUUCAGCGUAAAGCAUUGACAGCUGUGUGUAUUCUGUAUAUGUGUUGUGAGUGUGUGCUGUAAUAAACCGACAAACCCUCCACACUGAUAUGAUGUAUUUAUAUAUGUAUACACACAUAGUCUUAGAUGCAUAUUUUAAAUUUUUGAUGAUACAUAAUGUAGUUUUAACCACAUGUUUGUAUUAAAACCUUUACUUUUUACUGUAAAUCAUAAGUAUAUAUACUGAUAUAUAUUGGUAAAUACUGUGUUAACAUCGUAUUAAUUUCAAACUCUUCCUAUCCUAUGUUGUGUAUGCCAUACAUUAUGUUUGUACUUUACAUUUAUGAAAUGCCAUAUAAUCAUUAUCAGUAUUAUGGUGGUAAUUAAAGUGUACUGUUGCACUGUGGUUAUUAUAGUAACCUAAAUUCAUCAUAUAAGUGGUGUUGGUACACUGGCUGUACAUUUGUAUGUGCAGGAUGCGGCAGCGGAGUGUACAGCCAUAUGGCUGACACCCCCCCCCGGGACCUCUUAGCCAAUUUGAUCACUCCACUUGCCUGCAAAACACAGUGGAAUACACACACACACACACACACACACACACACACACACACACACACACACACACACACACACACACACACACACACACACACACACAGAUAUAGGUUCCUGCUGUGUUCAGCCUGUUGGGGUCAGUUUCUUUCUUUAAAGGUACAGAAUAAAUGAAUGAGUGUCAGAUGAAAAGACAUGAGGUUGAUUAAAUGGUAUUUUUUUCAGCUGAUGCUCUUUCAUUUGAUGACUGAAUAGAGACAUCACAGAUUAAUAAAGAGUUUUGAAAUAACAGUAUUGAUCGGGAUUGGGAAUAAUACAGCAUUCAUUGUCUCUUCUGGGACGCAGUGGAUCUCUGAGCGUAUUUUAAUAACUAUGUUAGAAGCAGAAACUGUUUCAGACCGAUUUCCUCUCCUGGAGAAUGAAGUGUACCCUGCGUCCUUAAACUGCAACUUUUACUGUGUCUACAGGUAUGAUCUGCUGUAAUUAUUCAAAAGUGCAAUUAACUGGCCCAAUCAGUCAACCUAUUGACUGAUUAAUUGGCCAAUCUAUAAUCACAAUUUGACAACACAAAGGUCCAUAUGCACCAUAAAAUACUUCAUGGGAUUGUAAUUGUGCAGUUUAUUUCCACACACAGUCAGUAUUCUAGUUAUCAUAUCAACUCAAUCCUAUCUUAUCCUUCCGUAUCAUACCUUGUCACAUCAUGUAAAAUCAGAAAAUGUGUCAUGUCGUAUCAUGUCAUAUCACGUUGUAUUGUUUUGUUCGUAUUUGUGAGUCCUGCCUUCGAGCCUCUGCUUUCACUGCCAUUUCUAAAAAACCACAACCACAGCUUGAAGAUGAGCAAGUGCUGCUCCCAGCUUGCUGUCUUAUAAUACCCAUAAAUCUGUCUGUGUGUGAGUGUGUGUGUGCGGUCACGCUGAAUGAAUCAUAACAAGUGAAUAAUUAACAGACUGAUCUUAUUUAAUGAAUCUAAUUGUUGAAUUAAUGAGUCAGAGUCGAGUGAAUCUCUUCUGGAGUCAGAUCAGAGCGUCUGGGGAGCAUCAGCCAAAGUCAUGUGACAACCAGUCAUUCAAACACGACCAGAAGCGGCUGUUUGUCGUGUCGUGGAAACGGCAGAGAGAAAAAUGGGAAUAUGGUUAUAAAUUCAGAGUCAGACGGUUUUUAAUAUCUGAUGUAUUUUUAACUUUUAUUACUUUGAUAUUUCCGUCCUGCGUCCUGUGGGGCUGUCUGUCUGUGAGGUGUUUAAUGCGUUUAUUAAAGUGUGGACUGACCAGCUCCUGUCUGUCAAACUGUACGUCUGAUAGAGCUAACAGGUGAUAGAUAAACAGCCCUGACCCUGAGUCUGUGUUCUCCAGGUGGUGUGUGUCUGCGUGUUGUUCAGUGGACGAGUUUCUCCGGCAGAGUUAACCUGUGAAACUCUGAUCCUACUGUCAACCAACCUGACAGGUAACAUCCUGACCGUCUCACAUUUUUAAUCUUGGUAAACGAUAAAUACGUGGAAACUGACCUUUCUUUUCUUGUAUGUUUCUGUGUCAGCGAGGACGUUGGCGUUACUUAACCAGACGUUCACCAUCAGCAACACGUCAGGUUUGUACAGAUGACUACUUCAUUCCUUUCACAUCUCGGUAGCUUUUUCACCUAAAUUGGGCUCCUCCGUAGGCAUGUAAAAAAAAAAAGAGACUCUGCAACAUGAAUGUCAACACAGUCAGUGUGUCCUUGAAAUAUUGCCAAUGUCACACAAACAUAAAAGAGACUGUACAACGAAACAGAUGAGUAACGUUUAAUUGAUAAGUCAUCGUGAUGUGCAGUUUACUUUAAUCACCCUAAGGCUUGGCUUCAAAGGUUGUUCUCAGGUUGAUAUUUUGUAACCACUGAAUGCUUUAUGACCACAGGGACAAUAUUUUCAUGCUUGCUGGACUUGUGUGUAACAGAAAAAGACACAAAAUUGGAACUCCUAAAAAGUGCGGUUGCUGGGGCACUAAUCCCUGGACAUCAGCGAAACAUCAGAAGUAUUUCAAAGUUAUUGCACACUGUGAUAAGUAAUUGGACCUUCUGUUUUUUAAAUCAAUGCAUUUAUAUAUUAACGUGUAAAGUUAAAAAAAAAGUUAAAAUCAACCCUGUAUUUGAUAGAAUAACCUCUUUGAAUGUAUUCACCAGGAAUCCCUGAAUGGAGCCAGCCAAAAAAUCUAAAUGAUCACAGGAUAACUACCAACCGUGAUAACAUGGUUCAGACGUUUUAACAAACAUGUCUGCUGUUACUUAUAUGUAUAGUAAUGUUAUCUUUUAGAAAACAAAAAAUAAUCCAUGUAUUUGAGAGAUUGAACAUUUUAAAUGCAUUAACAAGGGAUUCCUGGAUGCCAGCAAAAAAAAAUCAAAAUUAUUCUAGAAAAAACGGCACAACCCGAUGACACUUUAUAUGCACCCCUGCAGAUUUCUUAAUAAGUAACAGUGUUUUUAUUUAAAAUACUGAGAAUAAACCCAGUAUGUGACAGAAUAAAAACUUGAACUCUAUCUCUUUCCUGUAAGUCAUGGUUUCAGAUAGAUGUAGCAGCGCAGAAUUUAUUGGAAUAAUGGAUCAAAAGGUCAAAAUCAUAUGGGUGCAUCAUGUCAUAGCAGUUAUUUGAUUCACAAAUAAACUGUAUUUCAAAAUCCAAAACAGCAGAAUUUAAAGCGUGUGAAUGGAAAACAGACUUAUCAUUAUUUUGAAAUCUAAUCGUUCGAAAGACCUGCCUUAAAGAAGAGCGUCUCUUCCUCUCUUCAGGUGUGUAUUGCGACCUGUCUGUGGAUGGUAUAGGAACCUGUUGGCCCCGCAGUACAGCAGGAGAGCUGGUAUCCAGACCCUGUCCUGAGCAGUUCAAUGGAAUCCACUACAACACCACCAGUAAGUAACCCUGUACCUGUUCUGUAUUUCACUCUGCAGAGGAAUCAGAUAUUUCAAAGUAAAGCUGACUUAAGAGUGCCUUAAGAAUGCAUUCUUUCUAAUGGCCAGCAGGGGACAACUGGCUAUUUGGAAACGGUAUCUGCUUUUUCUGCUGCGCCUGUUGCACCCUGACUUCCCGUGGCCAUCAGAGCUAGAAAUUGUCCAAAACAAAGUUCAAAUGGUCACUCCAAAAGAAAAGAAACAGUAAUAUCUGAGCCAUUUAAAAUCUAUUCCUAAAUUGAUUGAUUAUUUUUGUGAUCAGGCUGAGAGACGGUGCUGCACUGAUAGAGGGCGGACCAGACGUAGUAAUUUAUCAGUGAUUCCAGACAUGUAAGGUGAUCAUCAUUUUACCAUAUAUACAUAUUUUUAUAAUGCAUAUUUCAUUGGCUAGUGAAAAGCUUGAUAUCCUGUGAGUGACAGAGAAAUGAUGUUUGUUUUUCUACAAGCUGACUCAUUGUUUAUUUCCAUAUAUGAAGCAGCAAUAGCAGAGCCCUCCUGUAAAUCUGUGUGGUUAAAUUUGAAGAACAUUCAUCCGGAUAAGCUUGUGGGAAACUGUAAUAUCCAUAGGUGCUGCUACUGCUGCUGUGAUUCACACGUACAGACUGUAUUGUGAUCUGGUUGAUUGUUAAUCCUCCCCCUUCAGUCAGUAUUUGAGUCACACAUUUACUGUCUUUGUGCUGAAGUGUAAGUUUGGUUAUGUUCCUGCUGAUCCUUUGAAAAUAGAUGAAGGCCUGUUGUACUGUUUUAUUGAGCACUGACUGCAGCCACCGCAUACACAGACUCACAUGAAUGCCAAACAUUUCCUCCCUGUUUGCGUCUCAUAAACACCGCUACCUCUCUGUUUUAUUGCCCAACCAAGGGUGCACACUUGGAGCUCUAUUUUAACCUUACAUAUUUUUUAACAGCCCUAAUGGUCAUGUGGUUGAAUCCUGAAUGUCAUCACAGUGGAUGAUGUCUGCCUGCUUUUGCUCUCCAUACAGGCUGCUUUUUUCUGCAGUUGUGAUUGGACAAUAUUGAGACUGCAAACAGAUGUUAGGUCAUUUCUCAUAUUAAAACUAAGACCAAGACGGCAGAUACUGCAUUUUAAAGGUGGGGUAAGAAAUUUUUUUUGUGGUGUAUACAAAAAAAACCCUUUUAAUAUCAGUCAAUAGCUAUUAGUAAUUGAUAACAUCUGGUAAUCUAACGAUAUCGCUGUGUUCUGUUACGUCUAUGUAGUCAACAUUUUCAAUUUUUUGAGCGUCCCGCUCUUUCUGACUGUAAACAAAGCCGUUCUCUGCCUCCCCGACCAGCAGACGCUGCUCCCCCGUGUUGUGAGGCAUGCUCCACGUCCUUGAAUAGCGUUCACGAGCCCAAACAAAGUUAGCGUGAUACAAUAUCGGACAGUAGAAACCAACCAGAAAGUACGAAAAAUUGUCUGAAUCCUCGUUUGGCCACAACAUACAGAAGUAAGAAAACAAAGUAAAUACCCGAGACUCUGGCAGAAUAACGGGCGCUGAAAAAGGAUGUAGACCGGACAAGAGCUAAGAAGCCGGAUCCUGCCUACCCCACCUUUAACGUAGAAUUUAUAGAUCUAGAUCAACAUAUCCUAGAUGAUAAAGUAGGGCAUGUUUAAAGGUGAGGCUUACUUUGGUUAUAGAUGUCUGUCUUUAAAACCAGUGUUGCUCUCUGAUAAGACAGACUCAGACAUAAAACUCUGUGUAUCGUCAAUGAUUCAAGCUUCAUUCAUCCUCAGCCAAUCAGGAGUUAACAGUUUGGUCUGAGCCAAUGGCAGUUCAGAGCUCUGAGCUUCAGCAAACAGCGAGGAGACGCUGCAGCAGAUCUGUGACUUGUAAUCUGCUGCCAACUGGCUCCAUGACACCCAUCCCCACUCUGUGUGUGUGUGUGUGUGUGUGUGUGUGUGUGUGUGUGCAUUUGUGCAGGAUGUGUGUUUGUAUUGAAGUGUUUAUGUGCGUGUGUUAGUGACUGUGUGGGUGGCAUUAAAUAUCCCGUUUAAUUUGGGGUUUAUUUGUUAAUCUGACCUAAUAGCAUGAGUCAUCUGUGUGUGUGUGUGCGUGCUUGAGUGUAUGGACCCAGCUGGAUCUGCAGUCUCACUCCGUUGUCUUCAUCAUCUCUGUGAGAUACCCUCUCUGCUUCGCUUUCGAUUUCAUCAAAUUUCUCUCACCUGAUUGGCUGAGGUUCAGUGAACAUACAUGUUAAUGAGCUAACUGUCACCAGCACUGAGUGGGUGUAUCGAUCCGUUCGGCUAAUCAGUUAGCAGAGCAGCAAGGCCCAGGCUUAUUGAUCGAGCUGAUGGCAUGAGACCGCCCCCUCCUCCUCCUCCUCCUCCUCCUCGAGGGACUUAAGGGCUGUGACACCAGUUAGGACUAAAUAACAGAUCUUGUGUUGCCGUAGUUACACUAUGGCAGCGUGAGACACCAAAACACUACAGUUAUAAUUCAGUGAGAGUUAGGACACUGGAAUGUAAAAAGAAUUUGAUGUUUUUUAAGUAACUAAAGCUCAUAUUUAUUUAAAGGAAGAGUAGGAGAAGAAGAGGUUCACGACUCCGUGAGAGACUGCGUGAGCAAAUAGUUCAACAAUUUCAGAGUAAAGACCUUCAUAUUUGACAAUGCCAAACCAUAUUACAACAACAUAGCUCUGUAGUAGAAGGGUCCUGCUGCUAAAUUGGUCUGCCAACAGUCCUGACUUGACACCCAUUGAAAUCAUUUGAAGUAUCAUGACAAGGGUUGAAAAGAGGGAGAAAAUUUUUGGUUAAUUUCCAGGAACUUUCCAUGGGAAGUUAAGCUGGGGAAUUUUGGAAAUAUUCCAAAUUGGAAACUGUAGAAUAAGUUAACAAAAAACCUAAUAACACUAAUGCAAUGGCAUGAACAGAAAUAUAGUUGGCUAAACAACUGGAAGGGUCUUCAACAUAUUGGACAAUUGAUGUAUAAAUUAUUGAAUGGUUAUAGAAAACCGUUUUGCAGGAGUCAGAAGAAACAGCAUCACAUUUGAGGUAGCUACCACCACCAAAAUAAGCCAGCCCUUUAAAUGGUCAAUGAAAUGAAAAAUAGCUUGCAUUUAGCAACCUUUUGCAAGUUAAAUAUUAAUACUAUUAUAGAUCAAAUAUAUUUACCCCAUAAUACUAUCAAAACUUAAUUGACUUUAUAUAGUCUGUGGGCUCAGAUGUCUUUGUGAUUGAGGAGUGUACUUGCAUUAAAUCUGGUUGUUUUAGUCAAGAUGAUGCUACAGUAUAUUUUCCCCAAAUAUAUUUAAGUUCCCUGUUGAGGGCCAACCUUCAAUUUUGUAAAUUUCAGAUAUAUUCCCAUUUUUCCCACAUUAAUUCCCAUGGAAAGUUUCCAACUUUGAAAAUUCUCAAAAUUUUGCAACCCUAAUUAUGACAGAAAAAAUAGGACAAAGGAGACUCUGAACUGUCGAGCAGCUGAAAUCCUCUAUCAGGCAAGAAUGGGACAACAUUUCACUUGCCAACACUUAACAAUAUCUGAACUCUCAUGAAAUGAGGUCAUAAUAUAAUAAUGCUCAAGCUGAAAUGUGUGAACAAAGUUAAUUGAAUACAAGCUGAUUUUAUUGUAUUUAACUCAUUCUUAAUUCAGACAGGAAAGUCCUGCUGAGAAUCAAGAUGUCCUCUCCAUAGGGAGGCUUGCUCAUAUUGGCAGCAUGUGUUAGAUUUACUCAAAUGAUACACACAGCUACACACAGGAAAAGAAAAAUAGAAGAAGGAGAAGGAGGAGAAGAGGCACACAGGAGAUGCAGAAAGCUCAGUGGAGUCUAAACUUAGUAAAGACAAUAACAAGUAUAUAAAUAUAAGUGAGUGAAUAAGUAUAGAGAUGAGCUGCAAGGGGAUACAAGAAGAAAAGGUAUUUGUUGAGAAGCUUCUCUGAUUUUACACUUUUUCCUUUACCUCUCUUUAUUUCUUUGUGUUUUUUUUAUUCUUUAUCUCUCUCUCUCUCUCUCUCUCUCUCUCUCUCUCUCUCUCUCUCUCUGUAGACAGGGUGUACAGAGAGUGUCAGUCCAAUGGCAGCUGGGCUCCUCGAGGAAACUACAGUCAGUGUACAGAGAUCAUCAUCCUGGUGAGUCUGAUCAAUACUCUGCCCUCGACAGGUAACGUGUCAGAGAGUCUGAGAGUGGGGUGAGUGGGGGAUUAACAGGGGGGAGAAGUCAGCUGAGAGGGGGGAGACUCAGUCCUAGUUCAGUCAGGACCACUUUCAUCAAAGAAUCAAUUAUUUGCUUGUAUCAGUUUUCUUUGUUGGUCGGUUGUUUAUGUUAUAUUGUUGUUCUGGUUGUCUUUUUUCUUAGUAUAUAAGGUCGAAUUGAUUAUUUUGGGGCAUUUUCAUAUCUAACUUUUUCUCCCGGUAAUAACACUGGCUGUAUUUUUAUUUAAAGGACAAUCAGCUGAUGCAGAGACAUUUCAGACAUUUGAGGACAGAUUAAACUUAGCAGAUAAAACCACUCACAUGACUCUUCUGUCCUCAGAGACAUGGAACAAGAAAAUACUUUCAGAAUCGGUCAGUGCGUGUGUGUGUGUGUGUGUGCGUGUGUGUGUGGGUGUGUGAACUAACACAUCUCUCUGUGGUGCUAAUGUGUUUCUCGGAUGCUGCCAUCUUUAAUGAAUCACCCAGAGGGGGUGAUUUUCUCUGACUCAUUCUUGACCUAACAAAAUUCAGCAAAAACUGUCUGAAAUUUUAGAAACAAAAUGGAAAAGAGAACAUUUUAAAUUUCAGGCUCUCAUACAGUUUGACUGAUCAGACUGCAGUUUAAUGAUAUUACAUUUGUCCAAAAAUACAUGAGAAUUUAAAUCCAAAUGAAUAUAAUCAAACGCUUCUUGUGUUUGAAGUUGUGAACUCUUAAGUAUUCACAUUUUCAAUGACACAAAAGAUAAUUUUAAGACCGACUGUUUUUUUGUUUUUACACAAACACACAAAAGAAGCAAACUGUAAAUACUUCAAUAAAGGUCAGUAUUCAGUCUGCAGCUGUGCCCCUGAUAAGCUCUAGACACAAGCUUUCCAAGUAAAUUAAGGCCAGCUGUGAGACUGAAAUUACUACUAACUGUCAACAUCUCCACUCUCUGCUGCUCAGAGCUGUGCUGUGCACUCCAAUCCUGACAGAAAUCAAUUCAAUCCACUUGCAGGGUAUUACAAACCACAUGGAGCGGAUGGUGUUUAUCAUUAUAUUGGAAUGGAAAUUACCACUAACUGUUAGCAUCUCCACUCUCUGCUGCUCAGAUCUGUGCUGUGCACUCUAAUCCUGAUAUUACUAAAUUUAGUCCACUUAUCAUGGAGGGCCUUAGUAUCAAUAGCAUUUGCAUUUUAGGAAAUCAAUAAAUAAAUACUUUUUUAACCACAAAAACACUUCAUGAAAUGCAAAAUAGAUUUGAUAAAAAGCUAAAUUCUUCACAAUAACACAAGAAAUAUUUUGGAAAGAUGACAUUUGUGACCAGCGACCUUCAACAAACUCUAAAUACCCUUGAGCAAAUUUUCAGCCGUAAUCAAACUUCUUAAUAAUCAAUUAAUUUAUGUCCCAGAUCAAAUUUGAUCAAAACUCAAUUUCAAAAAUAUUUGUGCGCCCCCCCCCCCCCCAAAUUUCUUUGAUCAACAUAAUUUUUUAUGUUGUUUAUAAAAUGUAUAACAGCAUAAUGGUACCAUAACCAUAUUUUCUGGUUUUUCCUCACUUGAGAAUGACAAUACUUAUCAUAACUUAAUCACAGCUGGUUAAAAAUGACACUCGGAUCACUUGGUUUUGUUUUUGCUAAAUGUCAAUUUGCACUGAGAGACAGGUUGAAUCGGCUCCAAAUGAAUGCACAAUGGAUUAUUUAAAUUUAUGCAAACAUCACUGUUGCACAGAGACACUAUUUGCUCUGCAGCAAAGUUUGUGGAGCAUCAGACCCUUUGUGUUUUGUGAAGUGUGCAAUGGCAUUUUGGAUCGGUUAAAAGAAUCACACCUUCAAUUUGUGCUUAAAUAUGAACAAUUAUAUUUCUCUGACACAGAAUUUAAAAUAAAGGCCUGACUUUAAUAAAAGCCUGCUUCAUAUAAAGGCAUUAACAUAAAGUUAAAAGACCUGGCCUGUAUUAGAAGAUUUGUGGUUAUAAAAAAUGACACAUGAACAUGAGAUGGUGAAGAAGCGAGGGAUGAAAACGUCAGUGGAUACCAUCUGGACUCAUCUGUGUGUGUGUGUGUGUGUGUGUGUGUGUGUAUGUAUAUUCUCUGUCAUGUUACACAGUGCAUGCUUCACUCUCUCUCUCUCUCUCUCUCUCCAGCUGAGAGGACCUGUCACUUUCUCCCCUUUUUUCUUCUAUAGACAGGGUUGGCUGCUGGCCAACCAUGGAGCUGUAACUGAUAAAAGAAAAGUGUGUGUUUGUUUGUGUGUGUUUUAUUUUGUGUGUGUGUGUGAUCAGAGUUGCAGGAAAAGGAGGAUAAAAGCAGAGUUGCAUAAAUAUUCAUCAUGUCAGGACAGGCAAGACAAUAAUUUAAUCUGUUCUCAAAUGUCUGAGCAAGAGAUCUGCAGAUCAGUUACAGAUAUCUCAGGGCUGUAUAAUAGACAGGGAUAGUCAUAAUGUUUCUGUCACCAUGGUAACCAAACUUUGCUCACACACUCAUUAUAAAGAGUUCCUGCAGUGAUUCUGCGGAGAUGGUUUGACCCAGGACCCCGCUGACACACUCUUGCAGAGGUUUGCAGUCAGAGGCUACAGAGCUGAAACUCUGAUAAUUUUCCUCUUUGCUGUGAUAUUCAUGAGACUCAGGUAAUACACCUGUCCGUCAGAUACUGUCUGUUCUUAUAAUCUGAAUGAAACUGGGAGAAUCAAACAUUUUACUGAAGUGCUUUGAACCUUAAAAAAAAAAAUCACCAUUUUAUUAUUAAGGAUUUUGAUCUAAUUUGUGCUUUUAUGUCAAAUCUCCCGCCUGGUUAUAUCACACUGUGUACAGCAGCUCUGACAACAGUUUGGAGAGAGAAAGAGAAGAGACACACACACACACACACACACACACACACACACACACACACACACACACACACACACACACACACACACACACACACACACACACACACACACAAAGGGAUAUCUCAGGGCUGAUAAUAGAGGUAGUGACUAGUUACCAAGCAAAAAGAGCUUUUUUUUUUUCAGUUUAUUUUAACCAUUGACCUUUGUGCGUGUGUGUUACUUUCAGAGGAAGAGUAAAGUUCACUAUCAGGUUGCUGUGAUCAUCAACUACCUGGGUCACUGUAUCUCUCUGGGAGCUUUGCUGCUUGCUUUCACACUCUUCAUGAGACUCAGGUAAUUCACCUGUCUGUCUGUCUGUCUGUUCUUGAAUCUGAAUGAAACUGGGAGAAUCAAACAUUUUACUGGCUGCAGUGCCCUCUAGUGGCCAACUGAAAUAGAGCCACAUCGAAAUCAAUCACAUCAGACCUCUUCACAGACUUACAUACAAAAAGAGUGUGUGUUAAUUGUACCUCUGUGUGUGUGUGUGUGUGUGUGUGUGUGUGUGUGUGUGACAGGAGUAUCCGCUGCCUUAGAAACAUCAUUCACUGGAAUCUGAUCUCGGCAUUCAUCCUGAGGAACGCCACCUGGUUCAUAGUCCAACUGACCAUGAACCCUGCAGUAACCGAGAGCAACCAGGUACACACACACACACACACACACACACACACACACACACACACACACACACACACACACACACACACUCACUUAAAGGGUAUAACCAGAAAAAGAAAAGCAAAAGAAGAUGUAACAAAUGAAGAUAACACUUCUUACCUUUUUCUUCAGGUGUGGUGUCGGCUGGUUACAGCAGGUUAUAAUUAUUUCCACGUGACGAACUUCUUCUGGAUGUUCGGCGAAGGUUGUUACCUCCAUACUGCCGUCGUCCUCACGUACUCCACAGACAAGCUCAGGAAGUGGAUGUUCAUCUGCAUCGGCUGGGGUACCUGUCCGUCUUAUUAUCACCUGUCUUUGUGUCUUUCUGUCUACCUCUCUGACUCACUUCUUGUUUGUCUGCCUGCAGGUAUCCCGUUCCCCAUCAUAGUUUUCUGGGCAUUUGGGAAGCUUUACUACGACAAUGAGAAGUAAGAACCCCCUGUCCACCUCCUUUACCUGUUUCUUCUCUGCUCCUGUUUGGGGGGAAUCUAACCUGUAAGAUUUGAUUGGCAGGUGCUGGUUUGGAAAAAAGGCGGGGGUUUAUACUGACUACAUCUACCAAGGACCCAUGAUCCUGGUCCUGCUGGUUAGUUCACCAUAAAGGGAUAUUUCAGUGUUUUUGAACUGAGGUUGUAUGAGUUACAUGUCUAAAGUACAAAGAAACAGAGCUCUGAAAAUGUUCAGUUUUUCAGAUAACAAGCUCCACAGAUGAAGCUAUAGGUCGGUAUUCACACUUACUUCCUCUCUUUAGAUCAACUUUGUCUUCCUCUUCAACAUUGUUCGAAUCCUGAUGACCAAACUGAGGGCGUCCACCACCUCAGAGACCAUCCAGUACAGGUAUGAGCCUCUAAACAGGAAAAACAAACAGAAAAAAAGUUCAUUCUUAAGUUCAGGCAAAGUUCAGAUAAAGACACGUUUCCAAAGCUGACAGUAGUCUUUUCUGUAGAAUGAUUAAAAUGCAAAGAAAUAAAGUAAAAUUGAUCUUUACGUUGAACUUUGUGGUUUUCUUGGUUUUUUUUUCCCUGCAGGAAGGCGGUGAAGGCGACACUGGUGCUGCUGCCUUUGUUGGGAAUCACCUACAUGCUGUUCUUCGUAAAUCCUGGAGGGGAAGAUGAAGUCGCUCAGAUCGUCUUUAUCUACUUUAACUCCAUCUUAGAGUCUUUCCAGGUUAGGGUUAAGUUCGAGUUUCUUAGUAGGUCACUUUUUAACAGCUAUGACCUCGGGUAGCAGCUAACAUUCUCCUCCUCUGUCUGUCACUGCAGGGUUUCUUUGUCUCUGUCUUCUACUGUUUUCUCAACAGUGAGGUAAUCAGAUAUUCUAUUCUAUCCUGUUUAAUUCUAUUCUACUCUUUAUUAUUAUUUUCUAACCAAUCCCUGAUAUUUUAUUCUAUUUUAUUCUUUCCUUUUGGGUACUUUUUCAAUUAUAUCUUUUUGUAUCCUAUUUUCAUCUAUUCUAUUCUAUUUAUGUUUUCUAUGCUAUCUUAUUCUCUUUUAUCCAAUUCUAUUGUUUUGCUUACUAUUUUGUUGUAUUAUAUUCUAUCCUUUUGUAUUCAAUUUUUUAAUUGUGUUCUGUUGUAUUUGAUCCUUUUUCUCCAAUUCAAUUCAACUUUAUUUACAUGGCACUUUUCGUAAAAAGGAAAUGCAAUUCAAAGUGCCUCACAGAGGCUAAAAACAACAAUAAUGACAAAAACCCAACCCUUCCACCCACACACACACCCACCCUCACUCACUCACCCACACAUACACACACACACACAACCGCAAACAGUGUGAGAUUAUAAGAUAUAUUGUUAAAGAGACAUGGCCUGGCACCGAGACAUUACAUGAGGAAAGAGCUACCUUUAGAAACACUGGAGAUAAAAAUAGAGAUAAAAAUGGUGAAAAGAGUAAAACCUGAUGGACUAAUAUAAGAAAAUAAUGAUAUUAAAUGAACAAAUAAGUAAAAGGGGUAAAAGAAGUACAAACCUGUGACAGGAAAUUAAGAAAAAUAUUCUAUUAUUUUUUUCUAUUCUAUUUAUUUUUUCCCACUCUUUUCUCUUCAAUAUUUUUUGUUUUUUUUAAUUCUUAUGUAUUCUAUCUUACGCUGCGUUCGAGUUACCUGGGAUGUUAGAUGUCCAAGCUGGUAAUGACGUUACACCUGAGUUACCAGCGUUUCAGUUACCAAGUCGGAAAAAUGCAAAAUGGGAAGCAGAAACAAGAUGGCAACAUCUUCAAAAGGGGAUGCUAAAAUAACUUAAAAUAACUAAAGUAACAAGCGCUAAAAUAACUUCCAUAGAUGUAGGCAUUGUGUUUCCGCCUCCCAUUUUGCUUUUUUCCAACUUGGUAACUGAAAUGCUGGUAACUCGGGUGUGACGUAAUUCCCAGCUCGGACAUCUGACUUCCGAGGUAACUCAAAUGCAGCAUUACUCUUGCGUUAUCUUUUCUUUUCUAUUCUUUCGUAUUGUAUUUUAUUCUUUUGUACUCUAUUCUGUUCUAUUCUUUUCUUAUGUACUCUUCUUUUUCCAUUUCAUUCUUUAUCUGGUGUGCCACGGGGCUCUCUACUUGUAGCCUUUUGUUAACAACAACAAAACCCAACCUCUGAACAAAAUGGCUUCUUGUAUUUUCCGUCUUGCUGCUGACACCCAUUGAUUCUAUCAAAAUUAUACAUGAUUAAAAAAAUUACACCCAAAAACAAGAAAAAAGAAAGAUGAAAAGAAGAUGGGAGUCAAAGAUCAGAGAGGAAAAUAAGUGAUUGGUGAAAGAACUCUGAACAAACACAGAAAUCACUUAGGAUUCAAUGGAAAUAUUCACUCAAAUAGAAAACGAAGAGAGCCAACUGAAGGUGUUUACUCUCUGAGUAGCAAACAGAACAGGAGAGCUCAGCCUCCUAACAUAAUCUCCGAGCUGAGGGAGGUCACAGGUCCUCCUAAUAGCUCUUGAUUGACAGGUAAACCUUUGGCAUAGAUCUGGAUCUCUGUCCAUAACACUUUGUUUUCAGGACUUCAAUCCAGUGUUAAAUAUGUAUUUCUGCGCCCACCUGUCCCUUUGUUCCAUCUUUCUGUCGGUUUGUUCUAACCUGUCCAGGUGCGGUCCGCGGUCAGGAAGCGUUGGAUUCGUUGGCAGGACCGUCACUCCUUUCGGAGCCGGGCGGUGCGAGCCACAUCACUCCCCACCUCCCCCAGCAGAGUCUCCUUCCACAGCAUCAAACAGUCUUCCAACCUCUGACCUCCUUCACCUCUGACAGACGUGGACUAAUUCAACUAUAACCUGUGAUGUCACUGCAGAGAGCCAAUCAGAGGCUUUGAUUAUCAACAGAUCAGGUCCAAGCAGGCACAGUGCAGGACAAAGACUAAUGGGGCCAAUCAGACAGACCCCUCCAAAUCACAAUCCUACUGACCAAUCACUGGGCUUGACCAAUCAGCUGCUUCCAUGGGGCAGGGAGGCUCAGAUAGGUUUCCCAUCAUGCAGCUGGACUGUGUUCAUAUGAUCACCUUAUUUGUUGACUGUUGGGUGUUUACGAGCUCAUGUUAUAUCCAUCACCAGCUUCCCCUCUUUUUAACAGAGACAAUCUGACACACACUUACACAGUCCCUCACACAGUCUCUCACAAAUACACAGAAACACACACAGUAGAUGGAAAGAUUCACUGAGUUCAGUCCUUUGACAGUUCGUUUAGAAUUCUAAAACAAGACAAAAAAAACAGAAAAUGUUUUCAGUGGCAUGUUUGGCUCAUAAUCACUUGUCCUUGAUUACUCAAACACUUCAUCAGCAGAGACCGUGAACUAGGACAUGAAAAGAGGAUUAAUAACAUCUCACUGAAACUCCAGUUUGUAAGUGCUGGAACAUCGUUUUUAAAUUUGAUAGUAUGAAAUAAUUGAAAGCCCAUAUUUCAUUGACAGUAGUGCAAAGACAACAUAUUAAAUGUUGAUGUUGUAAAAUUGUGUUAUUUUAUGAUAAAUUUGCUACAUGCUACUGUAGGCAGGCCAGUUCUUUUCAACUGUUUGGUUGUCUCUGUUUUUUCUGGCAUCAAAUUUAAAAUGAGCAGAUUUUUUUUUCUUAAAAAGGUAAAAUAAUUUUCAUUCAUUUAACAUGUUAUCAACAUUUUACAGUCUCCUCAUUCUUUUGGAAUUGGGCUUGUAGCUAUACACCUUCAUUCUGCAAUGCCUGUGUCUCUUGGCUCACAUUCUUGUCUUUACACUUUAGGUUACUUAUAUUGUUUUGCAUUCUCACUUGUAACUUUUCUCGCAUUAAGAAUAGCAUGCAGGCACUCUAGGGAUAGUUAACCAGCUGUAUCUUUGCUGCAUUAACCUGUUGCUAGUUCUUUGUGAGGAUAGAAAAUGAAGAGGUUUGCUCUGCGCUGUUAGCUCUUAUAUUAAGUAUUAUUGGUUGAAAAAUUGUGUUACCCUAAAACAUAAAGUAGGACUGUUUAUCAUGAUAGUUGGAGAAGUUAAUUGGAAAGUAAGCCGACUUAUAGACCCACUCAAAUAGACCUUUACUUAUUACAAUGAGAACAAGAGGGUAAACCAAGUCCAGACAGCUAGCUUUUAAGUUAACUUUGCUAAAUCUUGUCAGUAACUAGUAAGUAUCCUUGUAAGGAUAACUGAUAGAUUAGCAUUGCACCAAUAGCUUUAACCUUUACAUUAGGAGGAAAAGAUUGACUCUUUAAGAUUUAUGAGUUAGCAUCAUGGCUCAAAUUGGCUGGUGAUGUCAUUUUCAAACUAGCCAACCGAUAUUUGCACUAAGAUAGUUUUUUUGGCUAGCCUUAGCAAGCAGACAAGCUAAGGCUAGCCUGUCGGCUUCAACCAAGGUGCACUGAGUUAAGGUUUGUGUCUUGGUUUUAUUCACUAAUAAAAUAAUUUUCUAACAAUAAAGUAGCCAAUUUAGUUUCUUAGACAUGAAUAUUUUGAAAAAAAAAAAAAAAGUAGAUUUUUAGUGGUGUAUAAUUCAGAUGCAUAUUUGUCAUGUUGUGUUGGUAGCUGAUUGUAUUGAUGUUUCUUGACUCCAUUGGAAACUUUAAUUAACCUUUAUAGAGGUUAGACUUUUAGGGACCUAGAAGUCACAUUGUUUGGAUUUUAUUGCAAAGAAAUCUUUCAGUGUAGGCUGAAGCUCCUAAAUGCAUCACAAACAUGCAAGACAGCAGAGCUGCCAACAGGGGGCGCUGGCAAUUUGAGCCUUCAUUGAGAACACAAACACACAAGUGCUCUGGGUUCACCGACCUACAAAAAUAGUAAACUGGACAUCAAGGUUGAACGACUUAAACUUUACCCUGUGAACACAUGUGCAACAUGUGUCAAAAUAUCCUAACAUUGAUCUGCAUUCCCGCUCGAGCAGAGUGAAGCAUAGAGUAACGCUUUAUAAUAUAAAUACAUUAAAGUUGGUGAACCACUUGAUGUCAUUGUUGUAAGUUUACGCUUUAAUGCUUUGUCACAUUUCACAGAUCGUUGCUUGUUUAAAUGAGUAAUGAGAGUUAAGUGGAGUUUUUUUUCAGUCUGCAGCCUAUCUAGAGGGAGUCAGGAGGAAUAGUUACCCCCUGAACAAUCACUUCGUAUGAGGAAAAGCUUUUCUCUGAUUGGCUACUGGAAGUUUAAAUGUCAUACCUGCUACCAUAUUUUGGUUAUUUUUGACGUAAUAGUCGACUAGUUAAGAUGAACUUUACGUCCUUAUGUGGCAGCCAAACAAAAGUCUAACUAAAGCCACAACUUAACUAGUUUUAUUGUUGGGUUUUGUGUAGACUUAAUACUCUAACUAGAGACAGAGUGUAUGCACAGCUGGUGCAGCAGGCCCCAAAGCUUUUAUAACAAUACAUGUGAUUUUUACAGAAAUGCUAACUGGAUGAAGUUAAAUGGAAUAAGCUGAAGACUUUGAGUUACUUGCAUAGAAAACAAACUAAUCAGGGUGCAGCUCUAUCACCUGGACAAAGACAAUAGGUACUCGAUACUGGCAGAAACACAGAAUUAAAAAAUCUGAUCAGGAGCCACAACAGCUGAUCUGAACAAGAUGGACUUCUCCUGUUUGGGUGCAUCACAGUACAAACAUAGAUGAACACAAUUAAUUAUGAAUUAACAGGUUAUUACUCACCUGUGCUGUACUUUGAAAACAAAUUAACAAUAGACAUGUUAUCACACUGACUAAUAUAUAACAGACUUCUGUAAGAUCUUGACUCACUGUAGUUAAUAAUAAUAAUAUGUGGGAUUGUAAUAACUUCAUCCGGAGCUGCAGAUGAUGAGACAGAAAACAUUAUUUAAAUAAUAAAUAAACAAGUCUCAGAAAAAAAGAGCCAAGGUAAUUUAAAAAAUGAAGAAAAUGAAAACCGGCUGCAAAAGUUCAUCUUUAAAAAGUCACUGACCUUUUCUGUGUACUUUGACUAUUUGCACUUUCCACACCGUGGGGCUGUACCCAACAGUUUUAAAAUAAAUAUGUAAUAUAAAUACAUAGGUUAAUCUUUAAUUGUAAUAUUGUGCAUAUUUGCACUGUGCAGAGCUAACUUUUAUAGUUUAAUUCAUUCAUUUACUGUAAAUUAACAUGGACCACAUGUGCUCAUUGUCCUCUGGUUGUACUGAAUCCUUUGAGUUGGGGUUCUGACAGUCUCUACUUUCACUAACCAAAAUAUACAAUUAACUGGUAAAUAGAUAAAGAUCAGCUGCAAAAAAAAUCUGCAUGUUAAUUUAAUCUGAUAGAAAAUUUCUGGCAUGUACUUUAAUUUUUUAACGUUUUUAAUUUUAUCCAUAUCCUAUCUGUUAACAUAGAAGUGGCAGGCUUAUGAGUCAUAUUGCAGUCAGACACUAAGGGGAGCUCUAACGCUUAAGUUUUACUUUUGGAAGUGGUCAUGUCGUCCAUCUUUUUUGCGGUCAAUAGACUGAACAAAAAGGGAAACUUUGGGGUCCUAAAAAAGAUCAGCCUUCAUAGAUUGAGACCAGUAGUACCAUGCUAUUCUGUAUUAGCAGUAACCAUAGUGACCGUAGCAUAGGUAGUAGCAGUAGAAGGAAACACUCAGGAUGAAAUGAACUGCUAUUCUCCCUUCUGUCUUUAUUUACCUGAAAUUGUACUUAUUGUGUGAAUAUGUGUGUGUGUAAAUGAGUGUGUGUGUGAGACAGUGUGUGUGUGUGGGAAAGAAGUAUAUAUUCAUAUUAUAAUUAUUAAAGUACAUAAGUGGCAUUAUUCUCUGGAAAAGCUUGAUAAUUAUCUGAUUUAAAGAAACUUUUGUAAAUACAUAUUUAUAAUGAGUUCAGACUGAUUAUAAUUCCUUACCCAAUAGGAGGAUCACUUGUUUUAUUCACUGGACAUUGGGAUAAAACAGGCUGACUGAACAACUGAACAGACUUAAAAGUGGCAUCAUCUGAAUUCAUCAGUGUGAGACUCUUCUUUAUUUUUGAUGUCUAUCUAAUCAAUAAAACUAUCAAAUGAUAA
Molecule: messenger RNA, 24446 nt
Organism: Xyrichtys novacula (pearly razorfish)
Lineage: Eukaryota; Metazoa; Chordata; Actinopteri; Labriformes; Labridae
Source: the annotation of a GenBank genome assembly